AAUAGUUUUUUUAAAAAUUUUCCGCUAAGGCCUAAAGCUCUUUCCCUUCGUUUCUCAUGUAAUUUCCUUCGUUCGGUUCAAUUCUCCUUUUUGUAAAAAGCCUGUCGUCGAUUCCUCUCAUUUCCUUCCUUUUUUCCCCCCCUUUCUCAGUGAUUGCCUUCCAUUUUUCUCAUUUAUUUAAUUAGAAGACCUAGUGCUAUAUUUUCUUCUUUUUUCCCGGAAAAUCUUCCUUUGCUUUUGCUGUUGUUUCCCAUUUUCUUCACCAAAUGCUCAGUUUUUUCUUUUACAUAAUUCCCUUGUAAAGAUCAGGCCCUUGUUUGUUUUUACACCGCUUUUUCUAGUAUUAGAUCUUUGCUCUCCGUAGGGUUUCAUUUCUGCCCAGUUUUUACUUCCAAUAAUAUAAAAAUUUGACUCUAAUUCUAGGGUUUCCUUAGUUUUCGGGUAUCAUAUAUUUUCCUAAAAUGGAAAAGGAUAAAUCUCCAGGCUUACCGCCACCGUCAGGUAGAUUUUCAAAUGCUCCAAACGCUUUCAAUUUGAAACAUGAAACGAAUCGUUUUAGUCAUGAUAUCAGCAAAAUGCCUGAUAAUCCACCGAAGAACUUAGGUCACCGCCGUGCCCAUUCCGAAAUCCUUACUCUUCCUGACGACAUUAGCUUCGAUAGUGAUCUCGGCGUCGUGGGGGCAACCGACGGGCCUUCGUAUUCGGACGAAACAGAGGAAGAUUUAUUGUCUAUGUAUCUUGAUAUGGAUAAGUUCAAUUCUUCUUCUGCCACCUCAACGUUUCAGGUCGGUGAGUCGUCUGCGCCGGCUGGUCCAGCUGCUGCUCUGGUGGCUGCGGUAGGUGGGGAAAAUGUGAGUAUUGAUGUUGGGUCUUCUGAGAAGCCUAGAGUUAGGCACCAACAUAGCCAGUCGAUGGAUGGGUCGACGAGUAUUAAGCCGGAAAUGCUUAUGUCUGGUUCGGAAGAGGUUUCACCUGCUGAUUCUAAUAAGGCUAUGUCCGCUGCUAAGCUUGCUGAGCUUGCUCUUAUUGAUCCCAAGCGUGCUAAGAGGAUCUGGGCAAAUAGGCAAUCUGCUGCAAGGUCAAAAGAAAGAAAGAUGAGAUAUAUAGCUGAGCUUGAACGGAAAGUACAGACGCUGCAAACUGAAGCAACAUCACUCUCUGCCCAGCUGGCUCUAUUACAGAGAGAUACCAAUGGUCUGACUGCUGAAAAUAGUGAGUUGAAACUGCGGUUGCAAACAAUGGAACAACAGGUUCACUUGGAAUACGCUUUAAAUGAUGCACUGAAAGAGGAAAUCCAGCAUCUGAAGUUGCUGACUGGCCAAUCUAUGCCAAAUGGAGGACCAAUGAUGAACUUUGCAUCUUUUGGAGCUGGUCAUCAGUACUACCCAAAUAAUCAUGCUAUGCAUUCUCUUCUAACAACACAGCAGUUCCAGCAACUUCAGAUUCACUCGCAGAAGCAUCAGCAUCAGUUCCCACUACAUCAAUUGCAUCAGCUUCAGCAGCAUCAACUGCAACAGCAAACAGGGGAGAUGAGAGUUAGAGGAUCCGUGCCUUCCCCCAAUCAGAAUGAUGGUUCAUCUGAUGUCAGCUCAACCGCGUCAAAGGAUUGAGGAGUUAGAGGCCCAUAGUGCCAGGUAUUGAUGGGUCUUUGCUGUUGUUCAAAAUCUAGGUUGCAACCCAUCAUUAGAUAGGACGGAUUUCUUCAUUUCAUUUGUUUGUUCACAUCUCUUCAGGCGUUUCUAUAUAACAUUUAUGUCUAGGUAGUUAUAUUUAAAUUAUAGUUGAAGAUUGAACUAAAAGAUAUAUAUAAUAUCAUCUGGUAUACAACAAAUAAAAAAAAUUUAGUUCUUUCAUGUUCGGCUCAUUCACUGUUGAUGCCAUGAUGAACUGAUCUUCAAGUUCAAGGUGAACAGAAUGAUUAGUAGAAUCUGGUUGUCCUAGAGUUUGAUAGCUGCUACUAGUCAGAGUCUGCACCAUGUUUAGAUCUUGAUUUUCUUGAUCAUCAAAAUUCCCAAAAUUCUGUUGAUAGAUGGUUAGAGCUCUACAUCCAUUCCAUUCAUCAGUGUUGGCUUGGCUUGGCUUGGUUUGCUUUAGGUUACUCUCUCAACAGUCAACACAAACUUUCUUAGCAGUUGGAAUUGAGAGAUAUCGACAUCUCUCCAUCAUUGACCUAUGAGAUUUUACACUUCUUCGUUCUUGGAUUCUACUUCAUAUCUUUCGUCUUCAUCUCGCAAAUAAUAUGAUCAUUGAAAAUGUAGUGGCUUAAAGGAAAAUGCAUUCAUCCUUGUCUUAUGCUUCGAUAAAGCCAAUAUCCAUGCUCAGCACUACUGUCAAUUCAUGAUUUACGAUUCUUCAAUUUGGUGAAAACUUGUCGAAAAAUAGUCCAAUGCUCUUUGUUUUUACCGUGAAUCUCACUUAUUCUAACUGCCCGUUUGGUGCGAUUGAAUUUAUCACAUCAUCAGUUAUCAAUUCUAGUGAAAUUUAUUUAAUA
This is a messenger RNA of Durio zibethinus, 2491 nucleotides long. RefSeq names its product putative transcription factor PosF21. Lineage: Eukaryota; Viridiplantae; Streptophyta; Magnoliopsida; Malvales; Malvaceae. Gene Ontology annotation, biological process: regulation of DNA-templated transcription. The record is from RefSeq and is a predicted model, not a curated record. Gene Ontology annotation, cellular component: nucleus. Gene Ontology annotation, molecular function: DNA-binding transcription factor activity.